CCGAACUGAAGCAUAAUGACCGGCUGCGGGCCACGGUUGGCUGCUACUUUGACGCAGUUGAGGAACUCGCAGCCCGUGUUCUUCCCGCCGACUGGGACCCGCACGAAAAAUCUACGUCUCUUUACGCAGCUCGCGAGAGGAAAAAGCCACUGGCUUGGGAGGCUCUGGAACCUCUGGAUAAGAAAACGGGGAAAGCGUUUACAGACGUGUUUGACCGUAUCGUUGGUCUCGGCACCGUCACGCACAUGAUCACGCAUUCGCUCACGGACAUUUGCUACUUGCUGUUUUACAAUUAUCACUACAACCUGGCGACCCACCCAGUUGCACGCAAGAUCUUCGCGACAUACCGGAAAGACGCAAUGAAGUGUGGUUACAGUCGGCACGAAACUUUCGCUGAGAACUGGAGAGAUCCGGUAUGGGAAACUUUUCACACGAACGAGAUGAAAGACAUGCAAGAUUGGUGCUCGAGGCUUUUUCAGUUGAUGUAUUUUUGGAAACCACUGUUGGAGAAAGAGACGAUGGGAGACGACGGUGCUACACAGCACUGGCUUUGGUAUUUCGAAGGGUUCGUGCUGGUCGGACACGACAAAAAGGCACCACCUAGCACACCUAUAAUAGGUUGUAAUACCACGACUGGUCAUGGUUCCUCUGUACCGCAGACUGGGCAAAAAGGACAAAAGGGCCGCUCUGGGACAGCCGACAAUUUAGAGGAUGUACGACUUUCAUCGUCGUCUUCUGGGGAACCAUUAGGUGUCGGGGAAGUUUCAGAUGAAUCUACGUGCGCCUUUGGCACAUCCUCGGAUAUCCCUGCAGGUGCUGCAACCUACCACGCCAUAUUUUCGGCAAAACAUCGCAGUGAGGUUGAUCACCUUGUCCGCGCCGAUGCGGAGAUGGUGGAAAGGAAUCGCCAGAAGCGUAAAUUGUUGGGGUUGCCGGACGUUGAGUCCGUGACGAAAGAUCCAAGAGUCGCCGCUAUGUUGGACAAAGAUCCGCUCUUAUUUCC
Molecule: messenger RNA, 1003 nt
Organism: Amoebophrya sp. A25
Lineage: Eukaryota; Dinophyceae; Syndiniales; Amoebophryaceae
Source: the annotation of a GenBank genome assembly